Molecule: messenger RNA, 918 nt
Organism: Polistes canadensis
Lineage: Eukaryota; Metazoa; Arthropoda; Insecta; Hymenoptera; Vespidae
Product: homeobox protein Nkx-2.2a-like
Exons: 4
Coding region: 1-918 (305 amino acids)
Biological process (GO): cell differentiation; regulation of transcription by RNA polymerase II
Cellular component (GO): nucleus
Molecular function (GO): DNA-binding transcription factor activity, RNA polymerase II-specific; RNA polymerase II cis-regulatory region sequence-specific DNA binding
Source: RefSeq, a predicted model, not a curated record
AUGGCGGAGAAGAAUAAAAUUCUACCCUGGUCACUUUUACCUUAUCCAGCGAGUCUACUAAAUCACGUUUGGUACAGUCAACUAGCGUUUAAUACCAGAAUAUUAGAAAGUAUGAAAAUGCCAGCUAGAACUUCGGGUUUUCACAUAAGUGACAUAUUAGAGUUGAACGAUGCUAAACCAUCUUCAGAAGAGAACGAUGUACAAGGAAGUACAACGGUUCUACCGACGGCCAACGAAGUUCCAUUGGCGUAUCAACAAUUUUUAGAACACACGACGGCCAUGUUACAACCGAUGCAUGUGAAUCUAAAUAGGGGUAGUUUGCCACCACCACCUCCGGGAUUGCUUAGCUGGCCAAGUGGACCAACAACGGCUUUACCAACUACACUACCACAGCCAUUAGAAGAAGUAAACAUUCUCCAACAACCAGAUUCUACGAGUCCGGCGAUAUCGGAAUUGUCAUUUCCGUCGCAACAAGAGAACAGUCACGAAUCUAAGGACGAGGAAUCGCAGGAUUUCGAAGAGGAACAUCAAAACGGUGAAACACCGAGCCACGAGGCGGAACAUAAGAAAAGGAAAAGACGCGUAUUAUUUUCAAAAGCACAAACGUUCGAAUUGGAAAGAAGAUUUCGUCAACAGAGAUAUCUUAGUGCACCGGAAAGGGAACACCUAGCGUCGAUAAUAAGAUUGACACCGACCCAAGUUAAAAUUUGGUUUCAAAAUCAUAGGUACAAGACGAAACGUGCUGCUACGGAAAGAGUAGAAGCCGGUGGUAGUGGUUGUUCGCCUAGAAGAGUGGCAGUUCCGGUUUUGGUCAGGGAUGGUAAACCAUGUCAAUCGAAAUUAAUGGAACAAGCGAAUUAUCCUGGAAAUGGUCAAGUACCUAUGGCUCCUUACGUGCCAAAAACAUUUUGGUGGUAA